This is a messenger RNA of Macrosteles quadrilineatus (aster leafhopper), 429 nucleotides long. Its product is annotated as octapeptide-repeat protein T2-like. Bases 1 to 429 code for a protein of 142 amino acids. Lineage: Eukaryota; Metazoa; Arthropoda; Insecta; Hemiptera; Cicadellidae. The record is from RefSeq and is a predicted model, not a curated record. The transcript has a single exon.
AUGCAGCGCCAAAGAGAAUUCGAUGCUAGAGAACUGGAACGACAACAUCAAGCUGAAGAACUAGAACGACAACGUCAAGCGGAAGAACUAGAACGACAGAGGCGAAGAGAGGAGAGGGAAAUGGAACGACAACGUCAAGCUGAAGAACUGGAACGACAACGUCAAGCUGAAGAACUAGAACGACAGAGGCAAAGAGAGGAGGGGGAAAUGGAACGACAACGUCAAGCUGAAGAACUGGAACGACAACGUCAAGCUGAAGAACUAGAGAGACAGAGGCGAAGAGAGGAGAGGGAAAUGGAACGACAACGUCAAGCUGAAGCAAGAGAACUAGAACGACAGAAGCGUCUGCUGAGAGUAAGGACCGAACUUGAGUCUGCUUCGGUCUUGGGAAGUGGUCAGUCCGCCUCAGUCUUGGGCAGUCGUCAUUAA